Molecule: messenger RNA, 396 nt
Organism: Meyerozyma guilliermondii ATCC 6260
Lineage: Eukaryota; Fungi; Ascomycota; Pichiomycetes; Serinales; Debaryomycetaceae
Exons: 1
Coding region: 1-396 (131 amino acids)
Source: RefSeq, a predicted model, not a curated record
AUGUAUUUGGACGAUAUUUACAAGCGAUACUAUUACAACAACUACCGAAACAGAAAUAGUAAUUGGUAUACUUACAGAUGGUUACUUUGGCUCAUCCUUGUCCCGGUUCUCUUCAUUCUCGUGGCUCUCUUCUUUUUGAGAAGAAGAAGAAGAAGAAAUCGUCAGGUAACUAUGCAACCUAAUAACCAAUACUACGAGACUCAGCAAGCUGGAGGAUACUACAAUGGUCAGCAAGGUGGAAACUACGGCGAUACCUCCACAUAUCCUCCCCAACAACCAGGUUAUGGUGGAAGUGGCUCGUACCAACAAGGGUACAAUAGAGAAGCAGAAUACAAUGUUAAUGGUGAUGACUUUUCUAGACCAGAAGGUCCACCUCCAGCUCAUUACAAGGCAUAG